Mycena indigotica is the source of this 1107-nucleotide messenger RNA. Its product is annotated as APSES transcription factor. Gene Ontology annotation, cellular component: nuclear membrane complex Bqt3-Bqt4. The transcript is spliced from 3 exons. Gene Ontology annotation, molecular function: DNA binding. Gene Ontology annotation, biological process: mitotic telomere tethering at nuclear periphery; meiotic attachment of telomere to nuclear envelope. The record is from RefSeq and is a predicted model, not a curated record. The coding region runs from base 1 to 1107 and encodes 368 amino acids. NCBI's taxonomy places the organism in Eukaryota, Fungi, Basidiomycota, Agaricomycetes, Agaricales, Mycenaceae.
AUGUCUUCACGUCCCGCCCUCCCAAGCCAACUCGCCAACACCCACAUCGCUUCCCUUCUUCAAAGUGGGACGAUACCUCCCGUCAAGUACCAAAUUCUCAAUGUCCAAGGAGGGACCGAGAUCCUCGUUGGUCGCCUCAAAGUAGACACGCCAACUCCAUCGGGUCACGCCUUCAUCCUGAGACGUUAUGAUACUGGUGCUGUAUCAUUAACCACAAUGUUCCGUGCUGCCUACCCUAUGGCUGAUGCCGGUGCGUAUCCUAAGACUGGACUCAAUACGCCUACUUAUCUGCCUGCUCCAGAGUCGGAGAAACGAGAAUUUCAAUGGGUCAAGGAGAACUACGAUCUGUCCGGCAACAACGGCUCCUCUCGAGACCCUAGUUCUAUUCCACGACUGGCUGGAACCUGGGUUAGCACAGACGUAGCUAUCGAGCUCGGAGAGGCCUAUUCUCUUGGAGAGCUCAUUCACAGUGUUGUCGAAGCACAACCAGACCCCAACGCCAACUAUCGUCGCUCAGGCAAAGGCAAAGAUGGUGCUGCAACCACACCGUCGAAGACAUUGCCCACUCCUCCCCGAGCAUCUCCAAAUCCACCCACUAAACGCAGAAAGGAGGCAUCACCAGCCCCCGCUCCUCUAGUUGUUUCGCCUCGGCGUUCUGCACGGACUAAGAGCCCGAAACCUGCGUCUCAACCUAUACCCUCACUGACAUCAGUGGUCAAAGCAUCCAAGAAGAGUUCGCGGAGGACGGAAGUGGAAACAUUGGCCGGAUCAGAUGAGACUGCUGUAGAUGAUGAUGCUGGAGUUGCUGCUGUUGAGGGAUCGGCGUCGUCGGAGUUGCGAGAAGAGGAUUUGGCCGAGCAGCGCAAGCUCAUCAGCGAUCUGAAAGAGCAGCGAGACAAGGCGCGAAGUGAUGUUUCGAAGACAGUCAAACGCGCGCGGGAAGAUGAAGACAAGCCGCUAGCCUUUGAUUUCAAGGAGCCUCAAGUCGGCGAACGAGUAAUUGCGACCAACAGCCGAAUUUCUCCCAGCCAAAAGUCGGCUGUCUGGGGAGUGAUGGCGUUUGCAUUUGGUGUUACAGCGGCCUCUUUUCUACCAAACCUCUUUUAA